AUGUUCAAUGUGGAGUUUAUAUCUGGAAAUUUGGGGAAUGGGUUCAUUGCAGUGGUGAACAUCAUGGACUGGGUCAAGAGAAGAAAGAUCUCUUCAGUGGAUCAGAGCCUCACUGCUUUGGCCAUCUCCAGGAUCAUUGUUCUGUGGUCAGUGUACAUAAUGAUAUCAAUGUUUUCAAUGUACCCAGAAUUAAAAGUGACCAUAAUAACAGUAAAACUGACUAAUCUUAUCUGGAUAAUUUCUAACCAUUUUAGCAUCUGGAUGGCCACCAUUCUCAGCAUCCUUUAUUUUCUCAAGGUAGCCAAUUUUUCUAACUCUAUUUUCCUCUACCUAAGGUGGAGAUUUACAAAGGUGGUUCCAGUGGCAUUGCUGGUUUCCCUGUUCCUCUUGUUUGUAAAUAUUUUAGUGGUGGAAAUACAAAUAGACAUGUGGAUGGAUCAGUUCAAAGCAAAUGUAUCUUACAGCUGCAAAUUAAAAAAAUUUGCACACAUCACAAGGCUUCUUGUAUUAACAAAUGCUAUGUUUCCAUUAGUACCCUUCACUGUGUCCAUGACAAUGUUUUUUCUGCUCAUCUUCUCCCUGUGGAAACAUGUGAAGAAGAUAAAGCACAUUACCAAAAGCUCCCGAGAUGCCAGCACCACAGCUCACAUCACAGCCUUGAAAGCUAUAGUUGCCUUUCUCCUGCUGUAUACAAUUUUUACAUUCUCUCUUUUUGUACAACUUUGGAGUCAUGAGUUUGAAGAAAAUAUUAUUUUCAAAAAUAUUUUCCGUGUUGGUAUAAUUGCUUUUCCAUCACUCCAUUCAUUUGUCCUGAUUAUGGGAAACAGUAAGCUGAGGCAGACCUCUCUUCUGGUACUGACAGCAUUAAGGUGCAAGAUCCAAGGAUGUGCACCCUUGAGUCUCUGA
This is a messenger RNA of Microtus ochrogaster (prairie vole), 906 nucleotides long. Its product is annotated as taste receptor type 2 member 125-like. The record is from RefSeq and is a predicted model, not a curated record. Bases 1 to 906 code for a protein of 301 amino acids. The transcript has a single exon. Lineage: Eukaryota; Metazoa; Chordata; Mammalia; Rodentia; Cricetidae.